This is a messenger RNA of Spirodela intermedia, 1871 nucleotides long. The record is from the annotation of a GenBank genome assembly. Lineage: Eukaryota; Viridiplantae; Streptophyta; Magnoliopsida; Alismatales; Araceae.
AUGGAGUGUCCGGAGGUGUUGAGGAAGGCGAAGCCGUACUUCCUCAUGAUAUUCCUCCAGUUCGGGUUCGCCGGGAUGUACGUAAUCUCCGUGGCCUCACUGAAGCAGGGGAUGAACCACUACGUGCUGGUGGUCUACCGGAACGCGGUCGCCGCCGUCGUUAUGGCCCCUUUCGCGUUUUGGUUCGAGAGGUCAUCCCUUUCUCUCCCCUUCCCCCGGCCUUCCCUCCAUUUCUACGCUGGUCCUCACGUCUCCUUGCUGUUAACAGGAAAGUGAGGCCCAAGAUGACGAUCUCCUGCUUCUUGAAGAUUAUGCUGCUCGGGCUGCUAGAGUACGUCCAAGCCCGAUUAAUCUAUUGGCUUCAUGUGGUUAAUUUGAUAUUCCUGAUGACAAACUUAUUUUCUGUGGCCAGGCCCGUGCUCGAUCAGAACUUAUACUACGUGGGAGCGAAGCUCACCUCCGCCAGUUUCUCGGCUGCACUGUACAACAUGCUCCCCGCCGUCACCUUCGUCCUAGCCAUCCUUCUCAGGUGACUGAAACCCUCUUGGGCUUCCUCCUUUCUUGAGAAGCCUCUCUUUCUCUCAUCUCCGAUUCAUAAAGCAACCAUCUUUGGCCUCUAACAAAGGUGUGAAAGAACUAGGAGAGCCCGGAGCCCGGCCCGAACUGGUAUCAUUUUUCCGGGCUUGGCCGGAAGUGUCAAGCCCAGAAAAGAAACCAUGCCAAUAAUCUUAGCUUUUCUCAGGACUGAGCUGUCCGAUGAACAGUACAAAUAUAUUCUUCGAGAGAGUCGUCGAUUUAGACUAGAAUAUCUUAUUGGGUUUAAUUGUGGCUUAUGUAUGAUAGAGAUCGUAUGUUUCGUACGUGGCAGGAUGGAAAAAAUAAAGAUCAAAGAGAGGCGCGGGCAGGCGAAGGUAGUCGGAACCCUAAUCACCGUGGCCGGCGCUCUGGUGAUGAUAAUGUACAGAGGACCCAUAAUAGAGUUCGUAUGGACGAAGGGGCGCGCCCACCAAGACGAUGCCGCCGCCGGCCACAACAGCGCCGAGUGGCUCAAGGGCACAUUCCUCCUCAUCGGGAGCUGCUUUUGCUGGUCCGCUUUUUUUAUCGUUCAGGUGAGCUCCCGUCUCCUCCCUCUUCCUCCAUCGCCAAAUCUGGCGAGAAAGAGCGGUGAUAGAUUCAUAUGUUUCACGAAUGCAGUCCAACACGCUACGGUCGUACCCAGCGGAGCUGACGCUAACGACCUGGAUAUGCACCAUGGGAGCGGCGCAGAGCACGGCGGUGACGCUGGUUAUGACGCGCGGCAGGAAGCCCUGGGCCAUCGGCUUCGACAUGCGGUUGACCACCGCUGUGUACUCGGUGAGAGAGUAACCUCCCUCCCCCCUCCUCUGAGCCACCGCUGCUCACUGUGAACUCCAAUCGCCAGAGGUGAAGGGCUCACCGUGAUGGCUGGCUCUCGCAGGGGAUAAUGUGCUCCGGGGUGGCCUACUAUGUGCAAGGGCUGGUGAUGAAGGAGAGGGGCCCUGUGUUCGUCACUGCCUUCAACCCCCUCUGCAUGAUCAUCGUCGCUGCGAUGGGUUCCUUCAUUCUCGCCGAGGAGAUCAGCUUGGGAAGGUUAGCUUGAAGACCUAGAACUCAGAGCGUGCCGUCAUUUCCUUCGGCUUAUGCUUCUCCUCAUCGUCUGUUGAUGAACUUUUAGGGUUAUCGGCGCGCUGAUCAUCGUCGUGGGGCUGUACAUGCUCAUCUGGGGCAAGAGCAAAGACUACGAGCUGCAGACCGUAGGGAAGGACGCGGCCAUGGAAUUGCCGACCUCCAAGGCCAACGCUGUCUCCGCUGAGAAAACUACUACGGCCGGCCGUCCUACAGCCGCCCUCUAG